AUCAAGCAUAGCAGAUCGUGGGGUAUUUUCUGCCCUACAUUCUACAGAGAAGUUGAUAUUUUCUCCUUAAAUCAGAAGAAAUUCAAUAUGACUGUCCUUUUCACCUAUCCAGCCGCUCAUCUUGUUUCGUUUGCAAAUAUCAGAUGUAUUCUCUUGAGAUAAAAAUAGUGCAAGAUGAUUAGUUAGGCAAGUUCAUUUGACACCAUUCCCGCUUCGUGACGCUGAAAUCCAAAAUCUGUAUAUGGUAUACAACUUAAGGUAUAUAUACGCAAGCUCAGCCCAGCUCCGGUGGAGACGCACAGCAAGCACGCUCCUCCCCAGCAGCUGCUUCCUUACCCAGCCAGGACCACCACAAAGUUCAACGAUGGCCAUCACUGACAUCCUUUCUGCAAAAGAUAUUGAAUCUGCUCUCUCCAGCUGCCAGGCUGACGAUUCCUUCAAUUACAAGUCUUUCUUCUCCACGGUUGGUUUAUCCAGCAAAACUCCUGAUCAGAUAAAGUUAGUUUUUGGAAUCCUUGAUCAGGACAAGAGUGGUUUCAUCGAAGAAGAGGAGCUUCAGCUGUUCCUGAAGAACUUCUCCUCCAGCGCCAGAGUCCUCACGGCCGCGGAGACCAAGGCCUUUCUGGCCGCCGGUGACACCGACGGGGACGGCAAAAUUGGGGUGGAAGAAUUCCAGUCUCUGGUGAAGGCAUAGACAGCAUUAGACCAAAGGCAACCCUGGAGUGACCCUUUCGAUUACCUCGUCCCCCAGGCACUCCGCACUCAGCACGCGUUUCCACAUUUCGGUAUUGUUUCAGGCAUUAACAGCUCCCCACACGUCCAGUUCACGCACCGGGCUGCUGAGAAAUCGCACAACGUAAAGAAGUUUCGGUCAGGCGGUGUCACCUUUCCCCUGUAAAGACGGCACUUGUGACCUUCAGCCGCUCGUGAUGUUGAAAUUGGGGCUGGAGGAGGGGAGGGAAAGCGUAAAAACCAGCUUGGGGGGGAAAGCUGCUUCUAAAAUGCCGUUUACACUUUCCGUCCUCACACUUCACCGGGACUCCAGACACAGUUUCAAUGAUCUUCAACAAUAUCACGUCUUUUAAGGCUUAAUGGUCAUGAUUUCAUUGAGUUUUAUUUCUGCUUAAUUCUCUGAUCUUGAGGAAAAGCAAUGCUAACAAGAUAGCUAAAAAUAAUUUCUGUUAAGUCCCAACCCUGAGAAUAUGAGAAGAAAAAUUGAAGAGGAGUUGACACAUAGCUCAGAGCACGGAAUAAGUCUGUGGGUAGCUUUACAAAACGAAGUACCAGGCUACAGCAUGUGUCGCCAGAAAGUGUUUAUGGCCUAAAAUGUAACUCUCCCUUCGGAAGAUUUCUCCGUGAAACCGAAGCAGCUGUGAGACAGAGGAGAAGGAUCUAAUCCCGGCUCCGACAGCGCUGACGUGGGCGGGCGGGGGCUUUCCGUGAAUCGCCAGCCUGUUGCUUAUUAUCCCCUAAUGUGUACAAAACAACCGUAAUUUGCCACAUUUGUGACCUUCUGUGUUUCCUACAGAGGAAACAACUGCCAGAAUUGCUGUUUGAUUACCUUAAAGCUCUGUUACAUUGCUAAAUAAUGCUAAUUACUCGAUCCUUUCAUUUAUUAUAAUGAAUAAUCAUCUAUAUAGUGCAUAAUAUUAGCAAUUUUCUUAAAGCUGAAAAUUACUAA
Messenger RNA from Columba livia (rock pigeon), 1681 nucleotides. Its product is annotated as parvalbumin, thymic. The record is from RefSeq and is a predicted model, not a curated record. Gene Ontology annotation, molecular function: calcium ion binding. The transcript is spliced from 5 exons. Gene Ontology annotation, cellular component: cytoplasm. Lineage: Eukaryota; Metazoa; Chordata; Aves; Columbiformes; Columbidae. The coding region runs from base 242 to 694 and encodes 150 amino acids.